Blepharisma stoltei is the source of this 327-nucleotide messenger RNA. The record is from the annotation of a GenBank genome assembly. NCBI's taxonomy places the organism in Eukaryota, Ciliophora, Heterotrichea, Heterotrichida, Blepharismidae.
AUGGAAGACAAGUUGAUCAAAGUCAGCCUCAAGAGGAAAUAUACAUCUUUCGUGUACCAAGCCAAGGAAAUCUUGAAAGAGCAUGAACAAGUUGAGCUCCAUGGCUUAGGCGAGGCCACUGCGAACACUGUGAGGGCUGCUGAAAUGCUAUGCUCAUUAGGAUAUGCCACUUUGGCCAAGUUUGAGACUGUAAGUGUGUCAGAAGAAGAUCAUGGUGGUGUCAGCAGAAGCAGAGCGAAAAUCAUCAUCGUCUUGAACAAAGCAGCAACUUUUGAAAAGGCUUAUGCAGAGUUUGAAAGCAAUAAAACCACCAGAAAGAUAGAAUAA